AGGCUCGCCUCCUCUGAUUCCAGGCUUUGCCAUCAUCACUCUGUUCUCUUCUGCUUUGCCUCCUUGCAUUUCCAAUCUCAGCCUCUCUCUCUGGAGAUACUGUGAGCCUAUGUGCCUGUAAUGGAGCCAGCAGCUGACUGGUGUUGCUGCUACUUUCCUGUGCUAAGCUGAUUUACUUGUUUAAGGUCUGACCUCAUCAUCCUGUCAGUAUGGAAUCCCACCUACACAGCAGCAGUAGCAGAGCAUGGGCUGGAGGUGCUUGCAGCAUGCACCAGGCACAGGGACCAGUCUCCAGUCCUUGGCUCCUCAUGCACUAGAGGGAUCCACUGAUAUCUGCACCUUUCCAGGUUCCACUGGCUUUAUUCACUGCAAAAAAGGAGAAAAUGUCAGUGUCUGGGAAGAAAGAGUUCGAUGUGAAGCAGAUCCUCAGGCUGCGCUGGAGGUGGUUCAGCCACCCCUCACAAGGUUCUCCAGGAUCUGGGGGGUGCCUGCAGCAGGAAGGAUAUGAGCACAGGGGGACUCCGGUUCACAAUAGGCUCAAAAACCACUCACGGGACAGGAAUGGACUAAAGAAGACCAGCAGCCCUGUCCACAACAUCCUGGCACCGGUGCCAGGUCCAACCCCUGUCCACCAUCGGUCCAUCCAGUCCUGGCAACAACAGAACCUGAUAGAGCACUUGCAAGCCAGUGAGGAAAUCCCCAAAGCCAACAGCACAGAGGAGAAACUGGGGAAAGAAGAGGACAACAGCGUCCAGGAGGUCGCCAUCCCCUCCCAGGAGAGCAGGGAGGAAACCGCCGACAGGCUUCCGCUGGCGAGUGUCUCCCCCAAUAGAAUGAACCCCACUGGUUCUGAUGAAUACUUUCAAAGCUUGAACCAUGCAGAACAGACCUUCCGCAAGAUGGAGAGCUACCUCCAGCAGAAGCAGCUGUGCGACGUCCUCCUGAUUGCCGGAAACUACAAAAUCCCAGCGCACAGGUUGGUUCUCAGCGCAGUUUCAGACUAUUUUGCCGCUAUGUUCACCAGUGAUGUCCGCGAAGCUAAAGAAGAAGAGGUAAAGAUGGAAGGAGUGGACCCCGAUGCCCUUAAAUCCCUUGUACAUUAUGCUUAUACAGGUAUUUUAGAACUCAAGGAAGACACCAUAGAGAGCUUGCUGGCCGCCGCUUGCCUUCUUCAGCUUUCCCAAGUUAUAGAAGUUUGCUGUAACUUUCUUAUGAAGCAGCUUCAUCCCUCUAAUUGCCUGGGCAUUCGGUCAUUUGGGGAUGCACAAGGCUGCGUGGAGCUCCUGCGGGUGGCUCACAGUUACACUAUGGAACAUUUUAUUGAAGUAAUCCGGAAUCAGGAAUUUCUCCUUCUACCGGCAACUGAAAUCGCCAAACUGCUCACAAAUGAUGACAUCAACGUGCCAGAUGAGGAGACCAUUUUCCAGGCGUUAAUGCAGUGGGUGAAACAUGACAUACAGAUGCGGCAGAGGGACCUGGGAAUGCUGCUCUCCUACAUCCGGCUCCCACUGCUCCCUCCUCAGUUACUUGCAGAUUUAGAAAACAGCCCAAUGUUCACCAAUGAUCUGGAGUGUCAGAAACUUCUGAUGGAAGCCAUGAAAUACCAUCUCUUACCCGAAAGAAGAUCGAUGAUGCAAAGUCCUAGGACCAAACCACGAAAAUCCACGGUCGGGGCUCUUUAUGCAGUGGGUGGAAUGGAUGCUACCAAAGGGGCCACAACAAUUGAGAAGUACGACCUGAGGACAAACAGCUGGAUACAGGUCAGCACCAUGAACGGCCGGCGUCUGCAGUUUGGGGUGGCCGUGAUUGACAACAAGCUCUAUGUGGUCGGAGGAAGAGACGGACUGAAGACAUCAAAUACUGUGGAGUGCUUCAACCCCAUCACCAAAGUGUGGACAAUAAUGCCACCAAUGUCAACCCACCGACAUGGACUGGGAGUGGCCGUGCUGGAAGGUCCCAUGUAUGCCGUAGGCGGCCAUGAUGGAUGGAGCUACCUGAACACAGUGGAGCGCUGGGACCCGCAGGCUCGGCAGUGGAAUUACGUGGCCAGUAUGUCCACACCCAGGAGUACGGUCGGGGUGGCAGCUUUGAAUAACAAAUUGUACGCUGUCGGGGGUAGAGACGGCAGCUCCUGUCUUAAAUCCAUGGAAUGUUUUGAUCCUCACACGAACAAGUGGAGCAUGUGUGCGCCCAUGUCCAAGCGGCGGGGAGGCGUUGGGGUGGCUACAUACAAUGGAUUCUUGUACGCCGUUGGGGGCCAUGAUGCGCCAGCAUCAAACCUAUGUUCUCGGCUGUCAGACUGCAUGGAGAGAUAUGAUCCUAAAACUGACAUCUGGACGACGGUGGCGCCGCUGAGCGUUCCUCGGGAUGCAGUUGGCGUUUGUUCUCUUGGUGACAGACUGUACGCUGUGGGCGGAUACGAUGGACAGACAUAUCUUAAUACGGUGGAAUCUUAUGAUGCACAAAGCAAUGAGUGGACGCAGGAAGUCCCUCUGAACAUUGGACGGGCCGGAGCGUGCAUUGUGGUCAUAAAGUUGCCAUGAGCGUUUCUAAUGUGUCCCUGGGACAGACAGCACAAAAAAGGUCAAGAAGAUUCAUUAGUGGAUCUGAAACCACUGACUGACUCUAUCAACGUGGCCGACAGGAAGGAGUCCUCCGGAUAAAGUCUGGAUUGAUGAAACUGCCAUUUUAUAUCUUGGGCAAAACUUUGUUGUACACUGAAAAUUAUAUUAAAGCUAAACUAAUUUUAAAAAAAUCAGGAAAGCGAAAUAAAAUAAAAUAAAAAACUUUAAACUUUAAAAGUAAAAAAAAAAAAUACACUGGGAAAUGGCCACAUUUUACAUGUAAGGAAAAAAAACGUUGUCUUUUAAAUAUAUUUUAUGUAACCUUAUAGAAACCCAGAGGAGACGGCGCCUUAUAUUUUAAUAUUGAAUUCUAUAAAGUAAUUAAAGGGAGGGUUUUUAUUAAGGAGAAGAAAAUGAUCAAAGUGAAGAUUAUGA
Messenger RNA from Bufo bufo (common toad), 2999 nucleotides. RefSeq names its product kelch like family member 4 (gene KLHL4). NCBI's taxonomy places the organism in Eukaryota, Metazoa, Chordata, Amphibia, Anura, Bufonidae. Gene Ontology annotation, molecular function: protein binding. The record is from RefSeq and is a predicted model, not a curated record. The transcript has 11 exons. Bases 384 to 2543 code for a protein of 719 amino acids.